AUUUCAUAUUUUAACAAUGCCUACUAUUACAGUACCUAAAGUCGAGCUUCUAAGCCGCCUUGGUGGCAAUUUAAGUCUCGAGGAGCUUGAUGAACUAUGCUUCAGCUUCGGUCUUGAGUAUGAAGAGUGCUUGAUUGAUGAAAAGGGAGUCGAGGUCGUUAAGAUUGAGAUUCCUGCUAAUCGUUACGAUCUCUUAUGUCUGGAAGGAUUGGUCACUGCUCUGUUGGCAUACAAGAAUGAUUCAGGAUUUCCCGAGGUUAAAUACAGUGUCGAUACACCUCGUGAUACUGCGUACAUCGAGGCAGUUCCAGAGUCGAAAUUCACAAGACCGUAUAUAUUCGCCGCUUGUUUGCGUGGUGUCAAGUUAACUCAGCAGAGAUAUGACAGCUUGAUUGAAUUACAAACCAAAUUACAUCAGAAUCUAUGUCGUAAGAGGACACUGGCUGCCAUUGGCACUCACGACAUGGACUGUAUAUCGGAGCCGUUGGUAUACUCUUUGGAGAAACCGGAUGAUAUAGUAUUUGCACCUCUCAGCGAUGGUAAUCGUGAAUACUCAGCCUCAGAAUUAAUGCGCAUAUACAGUGAGGGUAACAGUCAUCUUAAGCCAUAUUUGAAGAUCCUUGAAAACUGUGAUCGGUAUCCUGUGCUUCGCGAUUCAAGUGGCAAAGUAUGUUCGUGGCCUCCUAUUACUAACUCGGACGCUACGAAGGUAACACUGGAUACACGCAACAUACUCAUUGAGGUCACUGCUACAGAUCGUGUUAAAGGGAGCAUAUGCUUAAACAUGGUUGUUUAUUGUUUUUCACAGUAUUGUGAGCAUCCUUUUACUGUGGAGCCAUUCUAUACUAAGUACAUCGACAAUACGGUUAUCUCUCCUGACUUAACAGAGCGUGUUCUUCACGGGGAUAUGUCAUACUUCAGGUCACUUGUUGGCGUCCCUUCACUCGAUGGCCAACAGGUUUGUUCACUGCUAAAGCGCAUGAUGGUUAAGGGGCGCCAUUGUCCUGAGACCGACAGCGUCGAGGCCGUAGUGUCUAUAAACCGUCCUGAUAUUCAACAUGCCUGUGACCUUGGCGAGGAUAUUGCUAUAGCAUAUGGAUACAACCGUAUAGCUAAGGAAUCAUUUAAUUGUGGUGGAUUACGUCCACUCACAUACCUAAAGCGUACUGUGCGUGAUGUUCUAUCUAGUUGUGGUUACAAGGAGACUUUGAUGCCUAUUCUCGACUCCCUUGUUAACAUGUACGAUCGCAUGGGUUGGAUAAAACCCGAUAAAUUAGGUUCUAAACGUCCAGUUCUAUUGAAAAAUGCCAAGGUAUCAGAUUUGGAAGCAUGUCGUGUAUCACUGCUGCCUGGUAUACUAAACACCAUAUCUAACCUCAGGAGUGCCAGUUUACCGAUUCAGGUAUUUGAAGUUGGUGAUGUGGUAUGGCAAUCUGAUGAGAGUGAUGUCCAAGCUGUUAAUAAUUGCAAUAUUGCUUGUGGCUAUGCCAACAGCUCAACUGCUGGAUUGGAGGAAGUUCAGGGUGCCUCUGAAACCCUGCUUAACGAAUUAGGCUUCUACAGUGAGUAUCAGCGUUGGGAGCUAGGGGAGUCUAAGAUUCCAAUUCCAGAGAAGUGGCGUCACAUGUAUCGUUUAGAGCCUUUUGAUGACAACGCCUUUAUGCCAGGUCGGUGUGUAAAGCUUGUGAGCUCAGCAGUAUCUGGUGCCACUUUGGGUGUAAUGGGUGUGGUUCACCCUGACGUGGUACAUCGGUUCCACAUAUAUGUCCCAGUGACUGUCCUUGAGCUGGAUUUGAGUUUAAUUAGGUCUAUUUCAUAGUGACGUGCAAUAUCGCCAUGUUAAUAAUGUUAGUGU
Babesia bovis T2Bo is the source of this 1855-nucleotide messenger RNA. Its product is annotated as putative phenylalanine--tRNA ligase beta subunit. The record is from RefSeq and is a predicted model, not a curated record. The coding region runs from base 17 to 1819 and encodes 600 amino acids. Gene Ontology annotation, cellular component: cytoplasm; phenylalanine-tRNA ligase complex. The transcript is spliced from 8 exons. NCBI's taxonomy places the organism in Eukaryota, Apicomplexa, Aconoidasida, Piroplasmida, Babesiidae. Gene Ontology annotation, biological process: phenylalanyl-tRNA aminoacylation. Gene Ontology annotation, molecular function: phenylalanine-tRNA ligase activity; magnesium ion binding; RNA binding.